Pseudoliparis swirei is the source of this 1892-nucleotide messenger RNA. RefSeq names its product CDC42 effector protein (Rho GTPase binding) 5 (gene cdc42ep5). Lineage: Eukaryota; Metazoa; Chordata; Actinopteri; Perciformes; Liparidae. The transcript is spliced from 2 exons. The coding region runs from base 124 to 1026 and encodes 300 amino acids. The record is from RefSeq and is a predicted model, not a curated record.
CCAACGACGGCGAGUAAAAGAGCGAGGGAAAAGUGGAGAGGGAAGCGAAAGUCAGAAAGCCAGAUGAAACAGUUGGAUACGGAGGAGCGAGCAAACCAAAGACCAGACUAUUCUCUUUAAGAAAUGCCGCUGCACAAAUCAACCCGGGCACCUCGCCUGGACCCCACCAUGAUUUCGGCCCCACUGGGUGACUUUCGCCACACCAUGCACAUUGGGAGGGGAGGCGAUGUCUUUGGGGACACCUCCUUCCUGUCCACUCUUGGUCCGAGCUCUGCCAGCUCUGACCCCGGGAGUCCAGGGAUGACGGCAGCCGACGACCCUCAGGUGGCAGUCAACCACAAUGAUCUUUAUACAGACGCCCCAGGAAUCCCUCAGAACAACGAGCUUCAGCACUCUGAGUCUGUGUCAUCAUUUGACCUGGACCUGGACCUAGGCCCGUCUAUGCUGGGAGAUGUACUCGGGGUGAUGGACGGUUUGGGGCUGGACUCCGAUGCGGAGGAUGUGUUCAAUCCCAAAAGUAACACAUCCUUGGUGGAAACAAAUCAGGGAAAAGGGGCUGUGGAGAUGUCAGUGAACAUGCAGAACGAGCUGAAUGGGAAGACCUUGGUUGGGCUGGAUGGAAACCAGGUGGGAGACGGAAGGAUACCAGAUGGGAUCAAGCAGAAGGGGAUACGACCAAAAGUGCGAUUCAGUGACAAACGAGAGGAAAUCAUUCGGCAAGCAUCUGAAGAGGAAGAGGGUCAAGCGUUCGACUUCCAGGAUGAGGAUCAGUUGGCGUGUCGCAGUCCAACGAAGGGGGAGAGUGUAGUAAGUGGCGGUGAAACCGGCGUCACCAAUCAAAAAGUAGAGUUGCCACCUAGUCCGGCCUCGUCACACAGCUCAGAGUAUGAAGGAGUCACUCCAUUGGACAGGAGGAGGGUCGACAGCUGCCACUCAGAGACUGAUACAGAGGAGGAGGAGGAGGAGGAAGAGGAAGGACGGGGCUACACAUUUGAAGAUGAGUUUGAUGAUGAAAUUGGUCUAUAGGGGAUAGGUAGUUUUCUAAUAGUGCAUCAAGUAAACUGCAUUUUCUGAAACUCAUAAAUUGAGUAUCAUUUAAAUGUGAGGGGAAAACAGAAUAAACUGGAUUUUAAAAAAAGAUUCACAGUUCGACGAUGUUGCUCAACUGGAAAAAGCAUUUGUUUUAUCUGUAAGGGUAACAGAUAUGCAAUACUGUCAUCUUGAUAAGUGAAAGGUUUGUAGCACUUUGAUUUAUUUCAUCGACUUGGUUGUCUUGCUAUGGAACACUCAAUUAAUGAUGCUUGCAUUGUUAUUUUCUACGAUUUCUGCCAUCUGAAGUUCACACAUUGAACUUUGUUAUAGUGCCUUAAAGAGCGUUUUUCUUACAUUAUUGUACUAUAUUAAUGUCUUAAUUAUUUCUUUUAUUGCAUGUUAUAUUACAAACUGUCUUUUGAUGUUUAUUGCAUUUUAAUGAACUUUUUGGUUCCCAGAGACAGUCAGAAAAUAAAGUUAUCCUGUGUAUAAAUAAUUACUAUGAAUUUGUCACAUUCCAAGUCGACAGUGUGAGUUUCUCUGGUUCACAUCUGUUUUUAUUGUGCAGUUGUUUAAGUAACUAAAGCUUUUCUGUGGGCUGAGGGGCUGAAUAAUAUUACAACACUAAGAUAAUCAUGGGACUUAGAGGUCAAUUGUAAGUCAGGACCAGCAGUGUAUUUUGUACAUGUUUGCUUGUAUAAUGUAUUUUGAAAAAAAUAUUUUAUGUCAUAAUGCUGGAAAAAGGGAGAAACCAUUAUGCUCAUCCGUUUAAAAUGCUGGUUCAAACACAAUUGUUAUCAUGUGGUUUAAUAAGGAAUACAGAGACAACAAUAAAACAAUUAUUGGGAUUUUAAAAUAUU